Myripristis murdjan (pinecone soldierfish) is the source of this 1935-nucleotide messenger RNA. RefSeq lists its product as uncharacterized. The record is from RefSeq and is a predicted model, not a curated record. Gene Ontology annotation, molecular function: RNA binding. Gene Ontology annotation, cellular component: cytoplasmic stress granule; nucleoplasm. The coding region runs from base 173 to 1042 and encodes 289 amino acids. The transcript is spliced from 4 exons. Lineage: Eukaryota; Metazoa; Chordata; Actinopteri; Holocentriformes; Holocentridae.
CCGCCCGGACCCAUUAGGGCGAGGGGGACUUCCGCUUCCUCCCACAAUCCGUGUCGCUUCCGGGUGACCACAAGACUCCUCCAGCGAGCCGACGUUAUCUGAACGCUGUCAACAACAAAAAACAACCAGCCGCCGAACGGUUCAGCUCCAGCCAGACGAGACGCGCAGAGAAAUGCAUAUCAAAACAGGUACAUGGGAAGCCAGCAACACUGUGUGUGAGUCCGACGCCUUGUGUGACCCAGCAGUCCUCGUUUCAGCCACCAACUCAGAGCCGCACAUACGCAACCGCCGCCUGUCCCCCGGCUCGGGCAACUGUGGAGGCGGAGGGGGUGGAGGGUGCAUCACCGGGGGCGACCAGCAGCCCCGACAGCUCUCGCCCGGGACCCCCGAGGGCGACCUAAACGGACCCGCACACGCUUUUGCCUUCCGCAGGGAAAAGGAGCGCAGGGGUCAGCACAAAGGCCGCGGCCUUCGCAGGGAAAGCCAGAAGGGGGUCGGCCGCGCGGGCGACCGGCCCCCGAAGGCAAACCAGAAGGAGCGGUGGGUGGAGGACAGUCUGUCGCUGCUCAAGCCCCCACCCGCUUUCCCGGUGCAGGACAGCCCCGCCAAGCUGCAGCCCGCCGUCAGCUACGCCUCCAAGGUGAAGGCGGGGGCCGCGGGCGGGGGUCUGGAGGAGGACCGGCCCGCCAUCGGAGUGCUGCUACAGAACCAGUGGGGUCUCAGUUUCAUCAGCGAGGCGAGGCCGUCCGCGGCCUCCGGCCCGCCGCCUCAGCCCACGGACGCAAAAGAGUCACCCGGCUCGCAGCAGGAGGCAAGCUGCACUUUCCUGCCUCCUCAAGAAACGCCCGCUCCAGUCGCUACCUCGGUCAGCCUCGGCCCGCGCCCAGAGGCAGAAGAGAGCAACGGAAAGCUGCUGCUCAGCUGUCGCCAUCUAGUGGAGGCUUUGAAUUAUCACAGUCGAGAGUGGAAUGCUGUCUGUAACAAACAAAGAGAUCCAAAAAAGGUGGUCUGGUACAAGGACAACCUGGAGCAACCAGCCUAGCAGUGUGAGACACUCGAUGCGCACACACACCAGUACAUACACACACACACACACACACACACACACACACACACACACACACACACACGCACACGUUAACACAGAAAGAUGGACAGAUUUUUAAGUCCCCCUACACAAACACACACACACACUGCACUCAGGAUGAUGUCUUCACACAAAGCCACACUGAGACACUUUGGACUAACUCCUUUGAGAUCUUACAGCAAUGGACUUUUUUUAACGCCUUACAGAAGCCUGCCUUAAUUAAUCGGACCUGUUUUCAUCGCCUCUCAUAAUGACUUUUUAGCUUGUUCAUGUAGAACUGGUCUUUUUUUUUUUUUUUUUUUUUUAAACAACAAUCUUUAAGGAGCUGUCAUUUAAUUUUUUCUCUCCCUUGAAGCUGCAGUUUUAGCCACCUCCUCCCCCCCCUCUUCUGUCCUCUGUAAAGCGAGUGGUCAAUCAAGCACUUUGUAAAAAAAUCCGUUGUUGUGACCAAUCCUUGUGUGCGAUCAACCCUCUGCGGAGUGAUUUUUUUUUUUUUUCUUUUUAAGUAUAAACCAGAAGAAUGUCUUGUACCUGCUUCUAUUUCACCGUUAUUGUACACAGAGGACUCUGUAACGUCGUCUUCAGUUUACAGAAGGGUGCGGUCAGCAGCACAGUAGAGUUCACCCUUUACCCCCCCCGUCAUCUUAAUGCUGUCAUAUCGUUUUGUUUUUCUCAUCGUUCCCUGAUCGGGUGAAUAUUAUUCAUGAAUCCAUAAGGGAUCUCACAUGUUCAUUAUGUUGAUUUUUUUUUUUUUCUUUUGGAAAGUGAAAUAUAUCAAAUAAAAAAAAAUUACACUGGAGGAAGAAUGUAAGUGAACAGUAUUGCUUAAUAAAAAUGAAUAAACUUGA